GCAUUCAUUUUCUCCUCUGCUAAGUAUAAAACUUGGGAGUUAACAGUAAGUGGUAAUUGUGACGGUGGCAGGGUCGACGAGUGAAAGAAGGAUGGGUUCAGAAGAGUAUCAGCCACUGUUACUAGGUCUCAACUCCCAUGCCCGGAUUCCAGACUUGUCGUCCUUUGCAGUUGAGGAGUUCUUGGCCCAAAAACCAGUGGCUGUUAGAUGGUGGCCUCGGCUGUUUGGGUGGGAGUCCAGGCUUCUCUGGCUCCUAUCUGGGUCUUCCAUCGUUGCUUCCAUUUUCAACUACAUGCUUAGCUUUGUCACCUUGAUGUUUACAGGGCACCUGGGGGCCUUGGAGCUGGCUGGUGCCUCUAUUGCCAGUGUGGGAAUUCAGGGACUUGCUUAUGGGAUUAUGUUGGGCAUGGCCAGUGCAGUUCAGACAGUGUGUGGGCAAGCAUAUGGGGCAAAGAAAUACAAGGCAAUGGGCAUCAUCUGCCAGAGAGCAAUCAUCCUACACUUGGGAGCAGCAGUCCUUCUCACCUUCCUCUAUUGGUUCUCAGGUGCAUUCCUCCGUGCAAUAGGCCAAUCGGACAGCAUAUCGGCACAAGGCCAAAUUUUCGCUCGUGGAUUGAUCCUUCAACUCUAUGCAUUUGCCAUAAGCUGUCCAAUGCAGAGGUUCCUCCAGGCACAGAACAUUGUGAACCCUUUAGCAUACAUGGCUGUUGGGGUUUUCUUCUUGCAUGUUCUCCUGACAUGGCUAGUUGUUUAUGUCCUGGACUAUGGCCUUCUUGGAGCAGCCUUUACACUCAGUUUUUCCUGGUGGAUUCUGGUUGUUGCGAUUGCACUCUACAUACUUCUAAGCCCCUCUUGCAAGGAAACUUGGACUGGCUUUUCUUCAAAAGCUUUUAAAGGAAUGUGGCCUUAUUUCAAGCUAACUGUUGCUUCUGCUGUUAUGUUGUGUUUGGAGAUAUGGUACAACCAAGGACUUGUACUUAUAUCGGGUCUACUCUCCAAUCCUACUAUCUCACUGGACUCCAUUUCCAUUUGUAUGAAUUAUUUGAACUGGGAUAUGCAAUUUAUGCUGGGCUUGAGCGCAGCAACAAGUGUUCGAGUGAGUAAUGAGCUGGGGGCAUCUCAUCCAAAAGUUGCGAAACUCUCAGUAUUAGUAGUGAACACAAACAGCAUCAUCAUCAGCAUAUUUUUCAGUGCAAUCAUUCUGAUUUUCAAGGUUGGAUUGAGCAAGCUAUUCACAAAUGAUGUAGAGGUAAUUGAGGCAGUGUCCAACUUGACCCCACUGCUUGCCAUUUCUGUCUUCUUAAAUGGAAUUCAGCCCAUACUCUCAGGCGUGGCCAUUGGGAGUGGAUGGCAAGCUAUAGUAGCAUACGUCAACCUGGCAACUUACUAUCUCAUUGGUCUUCCCAUUGGAUGUGUUCUUGGUUUCAAAACCAGUUUAGGAGUUGCAGGGAUUUGGUGGGGUAUGAUAAUUGGGGUUCUUUUACAAACGGUCACUUUGAUUAUCCUAACUGCAAGAACAGACUGGAAUGCAGAGGUUUCGAAAGCCGCCGAGCGCCUGAGAAACUCAGCAAAUGUAGAGAACUUAAACUUAUUGGAAGAUGUAUGAGAAGAAUUCCACCUUUCACGCAUUAUUCUGCAAGCAAAAUGAUCUCCAAUAGGCUUUUAAAUUUUAUUUUUUAUUUUAUUUUUUUUCCUCUGCCUUUUGAGUGAAGAAUGUAAGGAGUAAAGCUAAUUCUGAAGAUCCAUAUAUGAUUUCUUCAAGUUUUGGUCAUUUCCUGCUGCUGAUGCACCUGUCUAUGAGAGCUAAUCAUGUACGGGAAAGAUUAGGAAUAGAUAUUCAUGGGGGUUGGGUUCUUCUA
Molecule: messenger RNA, 1859 nt
Organism: Vitis riparia (riverbank grape)
Lineage: Eukaryota; Viridiplantae; Streptophyta; Magnoliopsida; Vitales; Vitaceae
Product: protein DETOXIFICATION 41-like
Exons: 8
Coding region: 92-1606 (504 amino acids)
Biological process (GO): xenobiotic detoxification by transmembrane export across the plasma membrane
Cellular component (GO): vacuolar membrane
Molecular function (GO): xenobiotic transmembrane transporter activity; antiporter activity
Source: RefSeq, a predicted model, not a curated record